AUGUAUCUGAACCAAAAAAAAAAAAAACAAACACGCUUCCAAAAUUGCCCUAACCUAAUCGACGCCUCUUCUCUCUCAAACCUCCGACGCUCCACUCUUCCAUAUCGGCUCUCCACCUUCGCAUCUCCGGCGCCACCCUCCAACACCUCCCGCGCCACCGUCGCACAGCAGAUUUCUCUUCAGAUUUUCCAGAGCCUCUUUGCCAUUCAUAUGUAUGAAUAA
Messenger RNA from Lactuca virosa, 222 nucleotides. Lineage: Eukaryota; Viridiplantae; Streptophyta; Magnoliopsida; Asterales; Asteraceae. The record is from the annotation of a GenBank genome assembly.